Messenger RNA from Colletotrichum siamense, 765 nucleotides. RefSeq names its product U3 small nucleolar ribonucleoprotein IMP4 (gene IMP4-0). The record is from RefSeq and is a predicted model, not a curated record. NCBI's taxonomy places the organism in Eukaryota, Fungi, Ascomycota, Sordariomycetes, Glomerellales, Glomerellaceae. Gene Ontology annotation, cellular component: Mpp10 complex; small-subunit processome; nucleolus. The transcript is spliced from 3 exons. Gene Ontology annotation, biological process: rRNA processing. The coding region runs from base 1 to 765 and encodes 254 amino acids. Gene Ontology annotation, molecular function: snoRNA binding; rRNA primary transcript binding.
AUGUUGCAGCCACUCCCCGUCGACGUUGCCAACGAUGCUCGGCUUCGCAAGGACUUCUCCUACGACGAAUCCGCCGAGGCCUUGCAAUCCCUCGACGACGAGUAUGAAACUCUGUCCGGUCUCCAGGACCCGCGAGUUCUCAUCACUACCUCCCGAUCUCCUUCAAGCAGGCUUCAAGGCUUUUCCAAAGACCUCCGUUUGUUGAUGCCAACGGCCACGGUCAUCAACCGUGGCACUAUGACUUUGCAGGAUCUCGUCCGCGUUGCCAACGCCACUGGCCUUACUGACAUCGUCCAUGUUCACGAACACCGCGGCACCCCGUCGGCUUUGACGAUAUCUCAUCUUCCUCACGGACCGACCAUCAGCUUCAGCCUUCACAACGUCAAGACCCGCCAGGACUUGCCAAAUGCGCUGCGCGGCAACAUCUCAGAGAGCUAUCCUCAUCUCAUCUUCGAUGGUUUCUCCACGGAACUCGGCAAGCGUGUGCAGCGAGUCCUUCAGCACUUGUUACCUCCAAGAGAUUCUUCCAUGAGAGCGGGCAACCGAACAGUCACAUUUAAGCGUCUGGAGGACGACAGCAUCGAGGUGCGCCAUCAUUUGUACGUACGCACUGGUUACGACCAGCUGGAGUUGUCUGAGGUUGGUCCCCGCGUGACCAUGCGGGCAUUCUCCAUCAGGAAUUGCACGUUGGAAGAACGGGAGGGCGAUGUGGAGUGGCAGAUGAACCACUACACGAGAACGGCGAGAAAGAAGACGGUGCUUUAG